Messenger RNA from Dentiscutata erythropus, 204 nucleotides. The record is from the annotation of a GenBank genome assembly. NCBI's taxonomy places the organism in Eukaryota, Fungi, Glomeromycota, Glomeromycetes, Diversisporales, Gigasporaceae.
AAUCUUCUGGCUACAGAGAUAGAAAAUGGAAAGUUAACUAGUUCGAAAUAUUAUGGUGAACAAAAGAAGCCUCUAAGUAAUAGAAAGAAACUAGACUUUAAUGAAACAGUUGUAAGCAAGAAAUCAAGUGGUGACAGAAGGCAGAAAAGACCUGAUAGCACUAUUAGAGAAAGCAAGCGUCAUUGUAGUAGUAAAAGGAGUUGA